Rhinopithecus roxellana (golden snub-nosed monkey) is the source of this 2941-nucleotide messenger RNA. RefSeq names its product AT-rich interaction domain 3A (gene ARID3A). Gene Ontology annotation, biological process: regulation of transcription by RNA polymerase II. Bases 456 to 2225 code for a protein of 589 amino acids. The transcript is spliced from 9 exons. NCBI's taxonomy places the organism in Eukaryota, Metazoa, Chordata, Mammalia, Primates, Cercopithecidae. The record is from RefSeq and is a predicted model, not a curated record. Gene Ontology annotation, molecular function: DNA binding. Gene Ontology annotation, cellular component: nucleus.
UUAUUUAUUAUCCUUUAAAGGGGCCGCGACCUGAAAAUUUCCGUCCACUCUGCCCGGCUCCCCAGCGCCCCCGGGCUGGUUGCCCGUCGUCCGACCGCGCGCGGGGGGCGAGGGGGCGUCUGGGGAAAAGUGGGGAGUCCUGGCGAGCCCCUCCCGCGCCCGGGCCGCGGCGCUGAAUCACCGGCCAGGUUUCUGCAGAUGCGUGAAUGAGCCGGAUGCCAGCCUCUGUCCCCUGGAGCCCAGCGUGAGGAAGAGGCAUGCCCUGUCAGCCUUCAGCCUGAGCCCGGCGGCCCCCGCCCCCGCCCCCUGCCACCCUGCACUGCCCCGGCUCCCCCGCGGCCCCCACGCUGCAGUGCGGCCGGGCCCCCUCCCCGCAGGGGCCGCCCCCGCCGCCCACCCCUAGCGCCCGUGGUGGUGGUGGUGGUGGUGGUGGUGGUGGCCCAGGCCGCAGGGCCAUGAAGCUACAGGCCGUGAUGGAGACGCUCUUGCAGAGGCAGCAGCGGGCGCGCCAGGAGCUGGAGGCCCGGCAGCAGCUGCCCCCUGAUCCCUCCACUGCACCCCCCGGCCGGGCCCGGGCUGCUGCCGACGAGGACAGAGAGCCCGAGAGUGCUCGGAUGCAGCGGGCUCAGAUGGCUGCGCUGGCCGCCAUGCGGGCUGCAGCUGCGGGCCUGGGACACCCGGCCAGCCCCGGUGGCUCUGAGGAUGGGCCCCCAGGCUCGGAGGAGGAGGACGCGGGCCGGGAGGGGACACCCGGCUCGCCUGGCCGAGGCAGAGAAGGGCCGGGAGAGGAGCACUUUGAAGACGUGGCCUCCGAUGAGGACAUGAAGCCCAAAUGGGAGGAGGAGGAGAUGGAGGAAGACCUCGGGGAGGAUGAGGAUGAGGAGGAGGAUUACGAGGACGAGGAGGAGGAGGAGGACGAGGAGGGGCUGGGGCCCCCAGGCCCUGCCAACUUGGGCACCACAGCGCUGUUCCCCCGAAAGGCCCAGCCAGCCCAGGCCUUCCGAGGCGAUGGCGUUCCCAGGGCGCUGGGGGGCCAGGAGCGGCCGGGGCCUGGCCCUGCCCAGACCGGAGGGGCCCAUGUAGCUCCGCAGCUGCAGCCGCCUGACCACGGGGACUGGACGUAUGAGGAGCAGUUUAAGCAGCUCUACGAACUCGACGGGGACCCCAAGAGGAAGGAAUUCUUGGAUGACUUGUUCAGCUUCAUGCAGAAGCGAGGGACACCUGUGAACCGUAUCCCCAUCAUGGCCAAACAGGUCCUUGACCUGUUCAUGCUAUACGUGCUGGUGACGGAGAAGGGCGGCCUCGUGGAGGUCAUAAACAAGAAGCUAUGGCGAGAGAUCACCAAGGGCCUCAACCUGCCCACGUCCAUCACCAGUGCGGCCUUCACCCUCCGGACCCAAUACAUGAAGUACCUGUACCCCUACGAGUGUGAGAAGCGGGGCCUCAGUAACCCCAAUGAGCUCCAGGCAGCCAUAGACAGCAACCGACGGGAGGGCCGGCGCCAAAGCUUUGGGGGCUCCCUCUUUGCCUACUCGCCAGGUGGGGCGCACGGCAUGCUCUCCUCACCCAAGCUGCCCGUGUCCUCCUUGGGCCUGGCCGCAAGCACCAACGGCAGCUCCAUCACCCCCGCCCCUAAGAUCAAGAAAGAGGAGGACUCAGCCAUCCCCAUCACGGUCCCUGGCCGCCUGCCUGUCUCCCUGGCAGGCCACCCUGUGGUGGCAGCCCAGGCAGCAGCUGUGCAAGCAGCAGCCGCCCAAGCAGCUGUGGCCGCACAGGCAGCCGCCCUGGAACAGCUGCGGGAGAAGCUGGAGUCUGCGGAGCCUCCUGAGAAGAAGAUGGCCCUGGUGGCUGAUGAGCAGCAACGGCUGAUGCAGCGGGCACUCCAGCAGAACUUCCUGGCCAUGGCGGCCCAGCUGCCCAUGAGCAUUCGGAUCAACAGCCAAGCCUCUGAGAGCCGCCAGGACUCUGCCGUGAACCUGACAGGCACCAAUGGCAGCAACAGCAUCAGCAUGUCUGUGGAGAUCAAUGGCAUCAUGUACACAGGAGUUCUGUUUGCUCAGCCGCCGGCCCCCACGCCACCCUCUGCUUCCAACAAAGGUGGUGGUGGCGGCAGCAGCAGCAACGCAGGCAGCCGGGGAGGAAACACCGGAACCAGCGGUGGCCAGGCCGGGCCAGCAGGGCUGUCUGGACCUUCCACAUCUACCUCAAAUAACUCGUUGCCUUAACCGCAUCACUCCCCACCCGCCACCCACCCCGGAGCCCGCCGGCCUGGGCAGGGGGGGUCCAGGUGGGCCACACAGGGUCCAGGAUGGCGGAAGAUACGGGUGGGGAGGGAAGAUAUCCAGAAAGGAGCCACAGCUGACGCCAAAAAGAAGAGAAAAAAUAUAUAUAUAUAUACGUAUAUAUAUAAAGAAAAUUUAAUAAAACAGGGGAAAACCAAGGAACACUUGAAUUUCUCAGGUUUUGGACAUUCAGAGAGAUGAAUUGUGAGAACAGCAAAGGAAAUCCAUCAGAAAAACAGAAAGAGGCAGACGUUUCUCAGGGCAAUCCAGCAGCCCUGAUGGACCGAAGGCUCUGGUGUCUGGUUCGGCCCCACUGCAGCGUGGGCCGAUCCCAUUUACCUCAAACAUCCCUGCACUGUGUGUUUUCAUUUUUGUCUGCUUUGGUUCUCUUUUAGUUUCUAUUCACCCACACACUCACCACUCCCAGCUUCUCGUGUCCAGUGAGACCCCUGAACUAAGAUCACUGAAUUUUUUUUUUCUUGUUGCUUUGGGAAUUUUUUUUUUUUUUCUCCGUAGGGUUUUUAAGAGGGUUCAGGGGUUUUGUUGUGUAAAUAUUCUAUUUUAUUCUUGGGGGGAUCAAACCUUAGGAAAAGGAUAUCUAUAUAUCUAUAUAGCUAUAUAUUUGUGUUCCUUCAGGGAAACUGGUCUUGAAAAAGCAA